This is a messenger RNA of Tripterygium wilfordii, 594 nucleotides long. RefSeq lists its product as uncharacterized. Bases 1 to 594 code for a protein of 197 amino acids. The record is from RefSeq and is a predicted model, not a curated record. The transcript has a single exon. Lineage: Eukaryota; Viridiplantae; Streptophyta; Magnoliopsida; Celastrales; Celastraceae.
AUGGAGGGCUUGGUGAUAGCAAGGCGGCUAUGGAGUGUGUUGAGGAUCACAUUCUUCACGAUAAGGAAGGGACUGACAUGGAAGAGGAAGUUGAUAAUGGAUAUUAAUCUCAUGAUCAAGCGAGGUAGGCUCCUCAGGAAAUCCAUCACCAACCUCAUAUCUCACCACCACCACCACCACCACCACUCGAGAAGUGCGGCACAUGGCAGCUUCGGCAUACAGGAGUACGAGUUCUCUUGCAGUAACAGCCCCAAUCCUGUUUUUUUCCAUGUUGCAAACAGUAAGCGCAAACACCAUUCUUACUUCCCCUGCAUCAAUCCCCCUGCAGUUAUAGAAGAACAAGAAGCAGAAGAACAAGAAGAAGAAGGAAAGUCCACGGCCACAGUUGCUUUGGUACCCAAGACCCCAGAGUACACAUUCAACAGAAUGUUUGAUGCAUCACCAUUUUCUGUGCGGGUGUCAAAUUAUUCAUCAGAAGAUGAUGAGGCUGAUGAAGGAGGUGGGAAGGUUGACCACGAAGCUGAGGAGUUCAUCAGAAGAUUUUACGAGCAACUCAGGGCUCAAAGUCGCAUGCAACUGCUACAAUGCCAUUGA